CACACACACGCACACACACACACGCACAUCACCCGUAAACCCCAGCCUUCUAGGCACGACACUGGUUUAUUCUCACCAGUUCAGUUUUCGGUUUUAUUUUCCAACUACGAUGGCGACAAGAAAACUAUGUCAAGAAGCAAGGAUUGUAGGCCUAUAUAGAUCCGUAGUCGAUAUGUUCGUGUGUGUUGUGCGAGCGACGACUUAGCGCCGUGCGAGCUAUUUCAAUAUUCAUCGUUGCGUUGGUCGGAAAACAACUGGCGGUGGUCGUUUUAGUUUGGUAUUGUCUAUCAGAACAGAGUCACAAAGACAACCACACUGGUACGGUUAAGUGGUUAAUGCACUAGCAGGAUAGUGAAGUGUUUAAUACACAAGCAGUACAGUGAAAUGGUUGAGAUAUCAGCAGGACAGUGGAGUGGUUGAACCACCAGCAGUAGAGUGAAGUGGUUGAGGCACCAGCGAUACAGUGGAAUGGUUGAGGCAUCAGCAGUAGAGUGAAGUGGUUGAGGCAUCAGCAGUAGAGUGAAGUGGUUGAGGCAUCAGCAGUACAGUGAAGUGGUUGAGGCAUCAGCAGUACAGUGAAAUGGUUGAGGCAUCAGCAGUAUAGUGAAAUGGUUGAAGCACCAACAGUAGAGUGAAAUGGUUGAAGCACCAGCAGUAGAGUUAAAUGGUUGAAGCACCAGCAGUACAGUGAAGUGGUUGAGGCAUCGGCAGUAGAGUGAAGUGGUUGAGGCAUCAGCAGUAGAGUGAAGUGGUUGAGGCAUCAGCAGUACAGUGGAAUGGUUGAGGCAUCAGCAGUACAGUGAAAUGGUUGAAGCACCAGUAGUAGAGUGAAAUGGUUGAAGCACCAGUAGUAGAGUGAAAUGGUUGAGGCACCAGUAGUAGAGUGAAGUGGUUGAGGCAUCAGCAGUAGAGUGAAGUGGUUGAGGCAUCAGCAGUAGAGUGAAGUGGUUGAGGCAUCAGCAGUAGAGUGAAGUGGUUGAGGCACCAGUAGUAGAGUGAAGUGGUUGAGGCAUCAGCAGUAGAGUGAAGUGGUUGAGGCAUCAGCAGUAGAGUGAAGUGGUUGAGGCAUCAGCAGUACAGUGAAAUGGUUGAGGCAUCAGCAGUAGAGUGAAAUGGUUGAGGCAUCAGCAGUACAGUGAAAUGGUUGAGGCAUCAGCAGUAUAGUGAAAUGGUUGAAGCACCAACAGUAGAGUUAAAUGGUUGAAGCACCAGCAGUAGAGUUAAAUGGUUGAAGCACCAACAGUAGAGUGAAGUGGUUGAGGCAUCAGCAGUACAGUGAAAUGGUUGAAGCACCAGCAGUAGAGUGAAAUGGUUGAAGCACCAGCAGUAGAGUUAAAUGGUUGAAGCACCAGCAGUACAGUGAAGUGGUUGAGGCAACAGCAGUACAGUGAAGUGAUUGAGGCAUCAGCAGUACAGUGAAAUGGUUGAGACAGCAGUACAGUGAAAUGGUUGAGACAGCAGUACAGUGAAGUGGUUGAGGCAUCAGCAGUACAGUGAAGUGGUUAAGAUACCAGGGGUGCAGUGAAGUGAUUAAUACACCAGUAGUAGUAUAAUUAAUUGGUUAAGAUAACAAUGCUAUAGUGAAGACAUCAGCACUAGUACUGUGAAGUAUUUUAAGAUAAACAGUACAGUACAGAGAUUUAAGACAUCAGCCUCAGUAUAGUGAAGUGCUUAACAUAUCAGCAAUUAUAUAGUGUUAGUCAACUGGUUAAGACACCAGCAGAAGAAAGAAGUGGUUAACACAAGCAGCACAAUGAAGAGGACGAGCAAUAAAAAAUAAAGUGCACAGAACAUAAAGGAUUGCGUACAGUAAAGUGUUUAUCUAAUACUACUAAUUCAAAGCGAGCCGCUGGGUCCUCCGUACACUGACAUCAAAACAAACGAAGAUUUCGUCUUUUCAUUUCGGCAAGUCAUGCGGAUCUCAUGGUUAUAUAUAUAAAUCGUUGUUUGACUUCUGGUACUGGCAUUCUGCUAGGAUUCUACCGGCAUUACGGAUGUGUUCACGUCGUGGGCGACAACCUACCGUGACUCGCCGGGUUCUGAUACUUUCACUAUUCGCAGUGGUCGGAAUACCGCAAGGUGGUCGCCAGUGAGAAAUUGAGUACACGUACUUGACACAGAUGCGGUAGACAUGCGGCGGUAUGCGUUGUCUGUCAGCAAAAGGUAUUCCCUAAAAGCGUUGACACACUGGAAGAUCCAGCGUGCACAACGACGGUCCGCUACUACUAUUCCUAAAGAAGUGUCGCUGCAGGAACAGAGCACGCCAGGCAACACCCACGAGCGUCACGGAGACAAAACUCGGGUUUACGAGUCGCAUGAUCCAAGUCAGGCCACAGCUUCCCCAACUCCAUCCUCCGGAUUGCACGAUGUCAAAUGGACGAGCGCGGGAAACCCCACCCUAGCAGACGGCACGGCCUCGUCUGCGACGACAGUAAGACGUUCGGUGGUUAGGAACUUCGACUCUUCUACAGCGAAGCCAUUUGACUCUUUGCCAGGUCCAAAAGGCAUCUACUACUUGCCCAUAAUUGGACCUCUGCUCCACUUCAAGCCUUUCACCAACCAUACACUGAAGACUAUACACGAACUGUACGGAGAUUUCCUUAAGCGGUACGGACCAAUCGUGCGGGUGAACUUUGGUAAAUGGAUGGUUCUUAUAGAAGAUCCGGAUGACAUUGGAGUGGUUUUCCAGAAUGAGGGUCGCUAUCCAAAAAGGUCAACCGCAGACCUACACCUGGUGUACUGCAAACGAAACAACAUCGCGUCCGGAGUUGCUGCCAGGGAAGACGAGGACUGGCUGCUCCUCCGGAGAGCCAUCAACGUGCGGAUGAUGAAGGCAGACGCCGCCGUCAAGUACCUGGCCAUCCAGAACCAGGUAGCAGACGACCUGGUCAGCAGGUUUACACGGCUGGAGUUCUCUCCCCUACAGUUGAGAGACGAGUUCUUCAAAUACGCUACAGAAAGUAUAAGCGCCUUGGCUUUCAACAAGCGACUGGGAUUUCUCGAUGACGACCUUGAUAGUAUGUCAAAGAAAACGCUAUCACUGGAAAACAUGAGAAAACUCUUUGAACUCUUCAAUGAGUCGUUCUAUAUGGGUUAUGGACUUUACAAGCACUUCAGGACUCCGUUCUAUAAACAGUACGAAAAAGUCACGAACAACGUGUUUGGCCUGACAAACUCUAUCCUAAACGAGUGUCUGGCUGAAAUAAAACAAAGUGGGAAGGUGAAUGCCAACAACUCGUUCCUCGAGACUAUGCUGACCCAAGAAGGGAUCUCCUUGGAAGACAUCAGGACUGUCAUCAUCGAUCUCUUUGUAGCGGGGACCGACUCGACUGCGAAAAAUAUUCAGAUGGUUUUGUACACGCUUGCCAAGAAUCCCGCACAUCAGCAGCGACUGUACGAAGAAAUCAAGUCCCAGAUUGGCACUUCCGGUCCGCUCACGGAAGACGCCCUCAGCCGGAUGCAGUACCUUAAAGCAUGUGUGAAAGAGGCUUUCAGAGUGUAUUAUCCAACUUCUACAGGAACCUCACGCUUCCUAGCCAACGAUAUUGUGCUUCGUGGAUAUAAAAUUCCCAAAAAUACCUUGAUGAUCCUGUGCAAUCACAAGACGGUGAAAGACGAGAAAUACUUCCACCACCCCGAGGAAUUCAUUCCAGAAAGAUGGCUGCGCGACGAACACGGUCAUCGUAUGGCUCCCGUCCAUCCCAUGGCGAUGCUGCCCUUUGGCUUUGGGUCAAGGUCAUGCCUAGGAAGGCGCUUUGCAGAACAAGAAAUAUACCUUGCCAUCAUCAAGCUUCUACAGUCGUUUGAGGUGAGCCUGGAGCCAGGGCACGAGGAAGUGCGACUGGAAUACACAGUGUUCAUCUCCACCCGAGAACCCAUCCAUUUCGUCUUCAAGAAGAGGCAGCAGUGAGGAGGAGUUACAGUUAACACUCGCAACGAAAUAUCACUUCCAUCGAUCAUCCAUUUACAAGUCCCGUGCUUAUUACUCGUAUAUAGGCUAUAACUGUUAAAAUGGCAACUAUUUGCAGGCAAUGCAGCAUAUUGCGUAGCUUGAAGAAAUUAAACCCAUGUCCUGACUUUGAUGAUGCACAGUGGACGUUGACGAAAAACAUAUGGGAACAUGAAACAGAGGCGGAUCUAGGGGGGCCUGAAUUUUGCGACAUUUAUAAUUUUAUUAUAUAUUCAUUUUAAUUUUAAAAAAAUUUACGAUCGCCCCCCAAACCUCCCAAAGUUUCCUUAGCAUUCCGCCUCAUGUCACUGGGGCCCAUUCGCCUCAUGUCAUUGGGCCCCCUAAAUAGAUUUUCUGGAUCCGCCUCUGGGAAAUGUAACUGUCUGUUAAUCGUUUCUUAAACCGACUUUAGAUUAUGUAUCGCGGUUGAGCCGUUAACGAGAAAUUGAAUGGGAUUUUAGCAGGCACGUUUUCAGGGGGGUGUUGAAGGUCAAAAACCCUCCCUGCUUAAGCAAAUUUUCUUUCUUCUCAUCGGCAUAUUUUCUGGGGGAACAUGACUCUACCACCACCCCCACACCCCCUAUAAACUUCUGUCGCCACAGUCUAGACCCCUUUCAGCUAAAAUUCCUGCGCAUGCGCCACAUCUAGGAAUAUGUGUACACACUGCAUGCCAUUGUGAUUUGAGUCGGUACAAAUAACAUACAGUUAAGCAUUGGGCAAUGGUGUAACAUAUUAUUCUAAACGAUCUAAUCUUGAAACAUUUCAUAUGAUGAUUUAGCUCGACAGAGUAUACUACUGUGCAGAUAUUUUUUUUAACCUUCUAAUCGGAUAUUAGAUUAACCCGAUCUCGUUUUAUUUAACAGUCAAACUUGUCUAUACUGGCCACCUACGUGACAUACCAUACCUGGGUUUAUACGCAGGUGUCCCUUACAUACGGAAUAUAUGUAUCUGUGUACAAGAUACAUUAACUGUCUUGUUAUAAAAAAAAAACCAUGUAAUUAUAACAUUUAUUUCAUUUCAAAAUUAUUUUCGUGCUUAUAUCCAAUUAAGGUUCAAGCACGCUGUCCUGGGCACACACCUCAG
This is a messenger RNA of Gigantopelta aegis, 5032 nucleotides long. Its product is annotated as cytochrome P450 27C1-like. Gene Ontology annotation, molecular function: oxidoreductase activity, acting on paired donors, with incorporation or reduction of molecular oxygen; monooxygenase activity; heme binding. The transcript is spliced from 11 exons. NCBI's taxonomy places the organism in Eukaryota, Metazoa, Mollusca, Gastropoda, Neomphalida, Peltospiridae. The record is from RefSeq and is a predicted model, not a curated record. Bases 2132 to 3910 code for a protein of 592 amino acids.